AUGACUGGCAAGUCGGACAAGUCCAAGCACGAGAAUAAGGCGGAGAAUAAGGCCAAGCACGAGAAUAAGGCCGAGAAUAAGGCCAAUCAAACAGGCAGGGCCAAGCAAGCGGACGCAGCAGCAGCCGCCCCCAUCCAGGGCGCGUGCGUGCGGUUCUCCCUAGCUGACAUGGUAGCCGCGACGAGCGACUGGUCGCCGCAGUUGCACUUGAUGAGGGGCAGCUACAGCGAGCUGUUCAAAGGCGUAGACCCGCGCGAUGGCGUCACUCCGUGGCUCCUCAAGCGCCGCUUGCGCUGCACCGACGAGUUCCAGGCCGAGGUGGCGGAGAUGGGGCACAAGAACCACCCUCACCUGGUGCGGCUCCUGGGGUACUGCGAUGAGCAGGACGAGCAGGGGCGCAGGGAGCAGGUGGCCGUGUAUGAGUUCAUGACUGGCGGCAGCAUUGUCGACAAGUUUGGUCCGGUGUUGCAGUAUACUUGCUGUGCUGCUUCUGCUAGCCUGGCAUCUGCGAAGAUCGCGGGGUUUGACUCGGUGGCGAGCAGUGCGGCAGUGAGUGAGGGCGAGCGGUUAGUGCCGACCACGGGCGUGCGUGGCUAUGUGGACCCGCACCUGCUGCUCUCUCACGAGCCCUCCACCACCAACGACCUCUACAGUCUGGGGGUGGUGAUGCUGGAGUUGCUGUCAGGCCGCCGUUCCCUCACUCCAAGACAAACCACGGCACAUACUUUCAGAGAGAGUGUGAGUGUGCGCUGUGGGAGUGUGCGUGGAGGUGGUGCGAGCGUGCGAGUGAGUGGAGCAUUGGGGUGGGUGGCUGCGUGCAAGUGGAGUCUGGUGCAGCUGGCUCGUGCCGGACUUGCAUGCACAUCCAUGCCUGCGUCCUCCCGGCCCUCCCUGGGAAGAAUCCUUGCUGAGCUGGAGAUUGUGCGGGAUGACGUGGCAAAGGAGUUGAGGAAGAUGGAGGAAGAGGCAGAGAAACAACCAGGAAAACUGGAGGAAGGGAACGGUGGCGCGGCAGAAGACAAUAUGGGGCAGGCUCAUCUUGACUCGUGGGCUGGUGCUGGUCUCCCCCCCCCGAGUGAUCUGUCCUCCAGUCUUCCUUCCCAACCACCGCCCCCUCCUCCUGUGGUCGUUCCCUCCUCCUCCGCGCUCCCGCUGGCGCCGCUGCUGUGCCAGCAGGUGAGUGUGGCGGAGGUGAUCAACGAGAUGGCAUCGAAACACCACCCUCACCUGGUGCGGCUGCUGGGGUUCUGCAUGGACUACGAUGCGGCAGCGGAGCACAUGGAGCAGAUCGCCAUCUAUGAGUUCAUGCCCAAUGGGGACCUAUACCAACGCAUGCACGCGGAAGCCACAGCACUGAUUUGUUCAACCUGUUUCCUGCCCACUCCUGCACACCUGCCUCUCGUCUUGUUUGGCAUCUUCUUUCUGCCGUCCACACACUCUCCUUUCCGCCCUUGUCCUCUCCUUGUUCCUCUCCCUCCCUCUCCCCCCAGCUUUGGAGUGCUGAUGAUGGAGCUGCUGGCAUGCAAGCAUGUUGUGCUGCUAUCUGAAGAUGGCUCGCACACCAACAUCAAGGAAUGGGUGGAGCAACAGGUGGAGAGAGGGAACACUGCAGCUGUUGUGAAUGCGGAUCUCAAUGCACCACACGCCAUGGCCUCCAAGCUAGUGGAGAUGGCUCUUUCAUGUGUUGCAAGGCUCGUGUCCAAUCGUCCAAGCAUGAGCGAGGUGCUAGUUCAGCUCGAAACUCUGCAGAGGGAAUACAUGGACCGAAGCUGCAGAAGCUCCAGGGAGGGUCUCUCACCUCUUCCCGUUUCCUCGAAGCCCGUGCUUGUCGCAAUUCUCAACUCUACACCAUCCCUCCACACACCCACCACGUUCCCGCCAAUCGCAGCUCCCCACGUCCACCCACCAACCACCCGCUCAUAUCCACCGUCCACAAUCUCCCCUUCACCACCCGUCCGAUCCGUGCGUCCCGUCCUCGGCGCUAUGCGGCUAGCGGAGAUGCGCGCGGUGUACGCGCAGCUGGCGCCGCUGAUGGCGGGCAUGAUCCUGGUGGCCAUGGGGCUGUGCGUCGCGCUCGUCUCCAUGCUAGACGUCAUCGUCUCAGCGCUCUGCCCCACCGACCAGUGCCCCGAGGCACUCAUGCUCUCCGCCGGCCGCGCCACGAUAGGCGGCAUAGCGAACAUCAUCGUGGCGCCCAUAUUCGGAGGCCUCUCCGACAAGCACGGUCGCAAGCCCUUCCUGCUGCUCGGCAUCGCAGGCAUCACCAUCCCCUACGCCAUCCUCGCUACCAGCUCCAGUCGCCUGGCCGUGUACCUGUUCUUUGCAGCAGAGACGGCAGGGUCUGCCCUGGGCGGCUCUGCAUGGCUCAAUCUUAUCUACGCCUAUGUGGCGGACGUGACAGCAGAGGCCAACAGGGCGGCGGCGUUUGGAGCCAUCUCCGGCACCACUGCCUUUGGCUUCCUCGCUGGCCCGCUCGUCGCCCGAUUCGUGCCUCCUGCCAUCACCUUCCAUGUGGCAACGCUGCUGUGCUCGUGUGGGUGGGCGUACAUUCUCAUCAUGGUGCCUGAGUCCCUGCCCUCCCACCGCCUCCUGCGCAAGGCCGCCUCGCUUGCGGACGAGGAGCAUGGUGGUAGCGCCGCUGCUGCUGCCGCUGCUGCUGUGGCGGCUGUUGAUGGCGUGGGGCCUGUGUCUCAUCCCAACGCCAUUUCCUUCCCUCCCCUCCCACCUCCCGUGUCCUCCGCCCUGCAUGACCCAUACGUGUUCAAGGCCAAGUUCCACUGGAACAAGGACGACUUCUCUCUAUACACCGCUGGCAUCGGGCUCUUUGCCGUGCUCUCCCAGCUCCUGCUGCUGCCACUGCUGCUCCAGAUUCUCUCCCUUCGCUCCAUCCUCAUCCUCGCUAUUUCCAUCAACAGCUUUCAUAUGGUCCUUUACGGCCUCGCCUGGAAGCCAUGGGUGGUGUACCUCGCGCUUUCAAUGAGCCUCGUCUCCUCGCUCACUCAAACCUCGAUCGGCAGCAUGGUCUCACACCUUGCAGACCCCAGGGAACAGGGCAAGCUGCAGGGGGUGGUGUCGGGCAUGUCGUCUCUCUCUGCCGUGCUCGCACCGCUCACCAUCAACCCCAUCACUGCGUAUUUCAUGUCGGACUCGGCGCCCAUCCACCAGCCUGGUGCCGGCAUCAUCGUGGCAGGCAUUGUCGAGGCGGUGGCAUGUGUGCUUGUGCUGGCACUACCACCAACUGCUGGCAAGGCAGGUGUGAGGGCACUAACCAGCCCCGAUUCACCAACUGACUGCCAUUCCACUGCUGCUUCACCUGCUGAUGAAGCUGAUGCUGAUGCUCAAGGCAACGCAGAGGGUGGGGAUAAGCAUGUCUCUAGUGCUUCAAGUCCAAGUAGCAUGUGA
This is a messenger RNA of Closterium sp. NIES-65, 3402 nucleotides long. NCBI's taxonomy places the organism in Eukaryota, Viridiplantae, Streptophyta, Zygnematophyceae, Desmidiales, Closteriaceae. The record is from the annotation of a GenBank genome assembly.